AUGGACAAUAACGACCAGAACACCGGCUCUCCUGAGCGCGCGCAGCGCGCGUUUCUCCCCCCGCACGACACAUAUGCACCCUACCCCUACUCCUACCAGCACUCCAACACGUACUCUGGGCACGAGCACACUUCGUCUCAUCAUGUCGCACCGGGCGGCGGUCACCACGUCCAGGAGCCCAUGAUCCCAACCGGAUACCAGUACCCGGCGCAGGGCAACAUGGCCCGAGCGCUCGAGCUAGAGGCGUAUGGUAACGGGGUCAACAAUGCCGACCAAUGGACACAAAUGAAUGGCGCCUCUACGAUGACCUAUCAGCACGGUGUCGGGGUGCAAAACAUGUUUGCGCACCAAAGCGGGGUCUUUCCUACCGCCCACGGGCCUGUGCAGGUCCUAAACUCAUGGCCACCCGCAUCUGUGAUGCAGCAACAACGAUGGCACUCGGCACUGCCCGCAACGGAUUACGCACCUCAGUUUGCGCAGGACCCUCCGGACGUCCUCGUAUCUUCACCAAACAUGCAACAUCAGAGCGCGGUCCUGUCCAAUGGAUGGAUGAACGACGCACUUGGACUCGACUUGAACUUCACCACAACGCCCGCUUCGAGAACAACGCCCUUGCCAGAGAACUUCUCUCUUGACGACGCAGGGCAGUACCUUGCCCUCCCUCCACGGCCUCAUCCCGUCUCGCCCAUCGACAUUCCAAUCGGUCACGGGCAGCCGUACAGCAGCCCUGCGUCUUCCAGCAAUGGGUCGCCCGGUUUCUUCGACUUCUUCGACGACGGAAGCUCCGCUUGCGGUUCAUGGGCUAGCCCCUGCAGCCCGAGCGCCAACUCUCUCGCAGCGUUUUCCCCUCACGCAAGUGUCAUGCCGUUGGCACCCGCAUCGACAUCGCCCAACGCCCUCGCCUCGUCAUCCGCGCCGUUGCCACAACCGUCCCCAUCCAAGCCCACCGCACAGCUCCCGAAGAGCCGCAAGCCUCGCAAGAAACGCGCGUCCGACCCGCUUUCGCCCAACCGCGGGAACCGGACACCGGUCUUCAAGUCGGAGGAGCACUGGGCAUCGGAGCAUCGGGGCCUCAACGGCGUGUUCAUUGAACCGAGGAAAGCGACGAAGGACGAGGUGGCGCACUAUCUGGCGACGACCAAACGCCAAUCGAGGGUUCCGGGUAACGGGACAGGGCGAGAUGAGAUAGUUGUCUGCGCAUGCGGGCUGGUUGCGAAGCGGAAGACGAUCGACGACAAGCACAGGUCGUACAACAGACCCAAGGUCUGCGGGGUAGAUGGAUGCCAGAAGACCACGAGUGGAUUUUCGUCUCGCCAUAAGUGCUCCGCGCAUUCCGUGCAUGACGCCUGUUCGAAGGUCGAGGUCAACGGCGUAGAGGUGUGCAACCGGGUGCACCAAAAGCAACUGAAGUUGGCCAAAGCUCAGCAAGCUGCGAGUGGACAGCCUAACGCCGAGUGA
Messenger RNA from Peniophora sp. CBMAI 1063, 1458 nucleotides. NCBI's taxonomy places the organism in Eukaryota, Fungi, Basidiomycota, Agaricomycetes, Russulales, Peniophoraceae. The record is from the annotation of a GenBank genome assembly.